AUGAUAGAUCACGUCUUGGGACGGCCUUCGGUCAAGUCUCGAAGACUUCAAGUCCUAGCAGUGUUGACCUUUUGGUCCGCUUACUUGGUCAAAGGCCAUAAACAUGGUCCCCCAGGCGCAAAGUUCUUCUCGAGACUCUUCUCCAAACGUCUCACACCAUGGCAAACCGUCGCCUUAACCAUGAUAUAUUUAUACGCGGCUCGCAACUUCAGCACCCUCGUCGGUCUCGCCAGCCCAGAGCCCUUGGCCAACAUGUACGACGCCACCUACUACCGGGCCACAUGGGUCUUGACCGCGCUGGACGCUGGUUUCUGGACGGCCAUGAAAAUCAAGACGAAAUGGCUGCGCGACAUGGCCAGCAUUGUCUUCUCGCUCUUCUACCUCAUCGCUGCUGAAAAGGCCGACGAGAAAGUUCGCAAGGUCAGAGGUAUGAUCACGGUCGAGCACAUGCGCGUGUCCUGGAACAAGGGCACGUCGCCGUAUUUGAGUUUCUUCCAGGGCCUCAUGCGACCGCGUUUUAUGCGAUGGCCUCCGAGGCAGAUUCGGAUCCCCCGGCCUGCCGACAGCGACUACAAAGAGCCUGUUCUUGCGUGGUUGUACUAUGAUGGACCUUUGUCAGAUCUUGAGCGCCAUGAUCGGAUAAUUCUUGAUAUUCCGGGUGGCGGUUUCGUUGCUAUGGAUCCGCGCUGCAACGACGACAAGUUAUUCUCAUGGGCGGCUAAGUCAGGACUACCUAUUCUGAGUCUCGACUACAAAAAGGCACCCGAGUUCCCGUAUCCGUAUGCGCUGAAUGAGUGCUUUGAUGUUUACAAGACCAUCAUCAACACGAAGGGUCGAUGUGUCGGUCUACCAGGAACUGAAGUGCCUCGAGUCAUCGUCACAGGUGAUAGUGCUGGAGGCAAUCUUGCAGUCGCAGCGACUUUGAUGAUUAUGGAAUCAAGACAUCCGGCAUUCUGCAGACCAGGACAGACAGAGCUACCAGCUCCGGACGGACUCAUUUGCUUCUACCCAGCGCUGGACAUGAAUAUUGGUAACUGGAUGACUGACGAACAAAUGUCUCUCAUCAAGGAUCGAAAGGCGAGAAAGACGAACCGCAGAAUCAUGCGACGAAAGAGCAUGCAGUACAACGAGUUGGUGGGAACUCCUCACCAUUCUGAUGACGAAGAAGAAGGAUCGCCGCCACCGGACACUAAGCUGACCAGCAAACUGAAUGGCUUGACGGCAAAAGAGACUCUAAUUGCAGCUUCUCAGGGACCUAAGAGCCCACACCCAGAGUUUUCACACGUUGGACCUCGAUCUUUGAGCUUCCCAAAGGAGGCCUCAGAAGCUAAUGGAAAGAAUUCAUCUCACCAUGUUGAGCCAAUGAAGACACGGCUGGCCACAUCGUCAAUGAUCUCCUACUUUAACGAUCGAGUACUCACACCUGAAAUGAUGAGAGCAAUGAUCAUCUUGUACAUCGGUGCACACAACCGCCCCGACUUUAGCCAGGACUAUCUCCUCAGUCCUGUCCUCGCACCUGAAGCUUUGCUAGUUGACUUCCCCAAGACAUACUUCAUGACAGGAGAACGAGAUCCUCUUGUCGAUGAUACAGUUAUCUUUGCAGGAAGGCUUCGCCGUGCGAAAGAAGCUACGUUCAUGCAGGAUCAAGCAGGAAUCAACGGGGCAGAAUUCAACGAUCGGGAUGCUGCGGAGGUGAUGCUGAUCCCUGGAACAUCUCAUGGCUUUAUGCAGUUCCCGACAGUGUAUCCUCCUGCUUGGAGACACUUUGAACGAUGUGUUGAAUGGUUCGACCAACUAUUCGAGCAUGCACACAUAAUGCGCGUGCGAAAAGAUAGACAAUCCCGAGCCACAAGGUCGCAGACCAAUGGUUUCGGCGUGAAUGGUGACGGGAGACAUCAUCAACGCACAGAGUCCAGCGGAGAAGAGGACAAGCCUCUGGAAAUUAGCAUGACAAAGAUGAAUCAGCGACGAAGCUCGAACCAACCCUCGCCACCUAUACAGAAAGAAGAUUCUGUGUCAUCAGAAAUCAACGACGGCUAUGGAAGCGGAGACACGACGCCGCGACCAUACACAAACGGAUCUUCUCUUACGAAUGGAGAUAAGAAGAACACGUCUCGAAGAAAGAGCAUCGGGUUGAACAAGAGCAAGAAUAGAAAUAAGAGUCUUGUUAAGCUCAAGAGCUCUGAUGAUUUGCUUGGACGACGUAUGCAGGGUCUUGCGAGUGGAUUGACGGGGAUGGUUGGUGAUGAUGAUUAA
Molecule: messenger RNA, 2256 nt
Organism: Fusarium graminearum PH-1
Lineage: Eukaryota; Fungi; Ascomycota; Sordariomycetes; Hypocreales; Nectriaceae
Exons: 2
Coding region: 1-2256 (751 amino acids)
Biological process (GO): triglyceride catabolic process
Cellular component (GO): cytosol
Molecular function (GO): sterol ester esterase activity; triacylglycerol lipase activity
Source: RefSeq, a predicted model, not a curated record